This is a messenger RNA of Chara braunii, 3491 nucleotides long. The record is from the annotation of a GenBank genome assembly. NCBI's taxonomy places the organism in Eukaryota, Viridiplantae, Streptophyta, Charophyceae, Charales, Characeae.
GUCGGCGGCUAUGGUGCAAUUGGACCCUUGGGUUAGGGAGAGGUGCUGGCUGGUCGAUGUCCCCGGUUUGUGUCCAUUGAUUGCACACACUCGCACUAUGGUAGGGCUAUUCUGGGUGUGUCUGACUGCAGUGACGGCCCGUCUGGGACGGAUCUGACCGCAAUUCUGUCUAAAAUUCAGUCACAAAAGUGCCACGGUACUACCACCCUAGUGUUAGGAUGCCCCGCGUCUAGGCGAGCAGGACAAGAGCUGAAAGAGAUGGAGUAAGAAAAAAAAGGAUGAAGAGAAGGAUGGGAGGAAAAACUUUCCUUGUUCUUUGUGAUCGUAAUUUUUUAUUGCUGUACUUCACCACAGCGAGGCACGUGGAGCGGCCACGGAACUUGUUCUCGUAGGAGGACUCCGGUCUGGGCUGGGUUUGUCUGAGAAAAGCCAGGACAGACAUUGAAAACCGUCGGGGUCCCCGGCCGGGAUUGGGUUGUCGAGACCAAGUCAAUCAACCGUGCAAAAGCAAGCCACGUGCCGGAAUCGACGAGGCAGAUGCAAUCCACGUGGCAGAAGCAACCAACGUGACAGAACCGCUCCACGUGACAGAAGCACGUGACGAUCGAAGGAGCAAUCCAUGUGGCAGAAGCAAUCUUCUUUGUGGCAGGAGCAGUCCACGUGAUGAGAAGCAAUCCACGUGGCAUACGUUCGCAAAAGCAAUGCACGUGGCAUACGUUCGCAGAAGCACGUAACUGUGGAAGGAACAAUCUCUGUGGCAGGAGCAGUCCACGUGAUUAGAUGCAAUCCACGUGGCAGAAACAAUCCACGUGGCAUAUGUUUGGCAGAAGCACGUAACGUGGAAGGAGCAAUCUCCUCUGUGGCAGAGAGCAGUCCACGUGAUUAGAAGCAAUCCACGUAAUUAGAAGCAAUCCACGUGGCAGAAGCAAUCCACGUGGCAUACGUUGGCUGAAGCACGUAACGUGGAAGGAGCAAUCUCCUUUGUGGCAGCAGCAGUCCACGUGAUUAGACGCAAUCCCACGUGGCAUACGUUUGGCAGAAGCACGUACCGUGGAAGGAGCAAUCUCUGUGCCAGCAGCAGUCCACGUGAUUUUAGACGCAAUCCCACGUGAUUAGAAAGCAAUCCACACGUUGUCCGCCAUGCCAGCUGUGAGACACAGCCACGUCGCAGCGAGGAUGCUGUCGCUGAAGCUAAUUAGGACGGCGUGUGCAGUUCAGACCAAGGGAAGAGUCUUCAUCAGCUCGUCAGCCACUGCAACGAACCUGUCACGUAAAGCUGGACAACAUGGAGUUAAAUGUUAUCUUCGUCCCCAAGAUGGUGUACCACAUUCUUCUUUGGCCCGUUCUCCACGGUGCACUCACUGCUCCCGUGCAACUGGUGGCAUGUGGAAUUAUGAUCUGCGAGGAUUAGGGGGAUCAUUUAGAAAUGCCUCCUUACACUCCCAUGUUGGCUUGCCACUAUUGGGCGAAAACACAGAUCAUCACCGGUAUCGCCAUUGUCAUCGUCACGCUACCGUGGCCUCUCCUCACCUGCUGGGCGAUCGGAGGGUGUGCCUUGCACUCGUUGCCAAUGGCUUGGUUGUUGACACCGCUCCUGAUGGCGAAAAGGGCACUGAACAGACUAGUAUCAGCACUGGUGGUAGGAACGGUUCUGCGGGUGGUAGCGAUCCUCCGGGUGGUAAAGAAGGGGACGGAUUGGGGGCGAUGCGAACCCGGGAGCUAUUUUUAGGAUCAGGGGGAAACAGGCGAAACCAGUCGUCAGUGCUGACCACGAGUGAUACGACGCGAGCGAGUGAUGAUGGACGGAGUGGGAGGGCGAAUGGCAAUGUCUCUCCCUUCGCAAGCACUGGGUUUGAGGAUCUGAAGCUGUCACCGCGCCUUGCUGCACGUCUUCAGGAAAUUGGGGUGACUCGACCCACAGAUGUGCAGGUUGGUGCCAUUCCCGUGCUAAUGGAAGGCCGGGAUGCGGCUGUGCAAUCGUACACAGGAUCAGGAAAGACACUAGCUUACCUGUUGCCUUUGCUCACAAGGGUAGGGCCACUGAAGGCGGAAAUGGAGAGAGCGAUUCCGGAUGAGCUGGGAGGAGAAAGCGCCCCCGGAAAUCGCAAGCAGCUGCAGGCGAAGAGGGCUGAAGCGGGGGAGGGUAAGAUUGAGGCGGUGAUUGUGGCUCCUUCUCGGGAAUUAGGAAUGCAGAUCGUGCGUGAGAUAGAGCGAAUCGUAGGGAACGAACAGCGGCACGUGGUCCAGCAGUUGAUCGGCGGGGCUAGUCUGUGGCGGCAGGAGGAGGGUUUGAAGAAACAUAAGCCGGCCAUUGUAGUUGGCACGCCGGGGCGCUUGGCCGAUCUCAGUCGCUCCGGCCGCCUUCAGACGCAUGCCUGCAAGAUGCUUGUCUUGGAUGAGGCGGAGGAACUGUUAUCGCCUAAUUUCAAGCCGGACAUGUUGAGGAUUCUCGAACACGUUGGCAGGAGGCGUGGCAUCAGUUCAUCUGCGCCGUCAAGCGCAGUACGAGGAGCCAGCGCACUGGAGAUGGAGAAGAAGAGUAGGAAAAGUGAGCGGCAGCUCGUCCUUGUCUCCGCGACAAUGCCACCGUCUGUCAUAGCAGCUGCAGGGAGGUGGGGCGACGAAGCAGUCGUUGUGCGUGCGAGUAUGAAUGCCACAGAGGUGCAGCCAUGGGAGAAGGCGAUGACUAAGAAUGGACGGCAGCACGAUAAAGGUUCCAACCGUGGACCCGCCGAUGCCCGUGAAGGGGCCAUCGGCAGUGAAGAAUCGGACAGGGAAGUCGUCGUGCCUCCCAACAUUGCCCAUUGGGUUGUCGUCACCGAUGGUCGUCACAAGGUUGACGCUGUCAGGCGCACCAUUCAUGCUCUCGAAGCGCAGAAAGUGCUUGUCUUUAUGAAUUUCGGGCGUCGGCUGAAAGAUGCAAGGUUCAAGCUCGCCUCUCGAGGACUUACCGUUGGAUGCCUUCACGGAGAUAUGGGGAAAGUAGAGCGGGCAAAUGUGUUAGCGGGAUUCCGGGAUGGCAGUUUGCGGGUCCUGCUGGUCAGCGAUGUGGCCGCCAGAGGAUUGGAUAUUGCCGAUUGCGACCUCGUUGUAAACCUGGAACUGCCGACAGAUGCCUCGCACUACGGCCACCGCGCCGGCAGGACUGGUAGGAUUGGAAAAAAAGGGUGUGUUGUGUCGGUGUGUGAAGAGAGAGAGUCCUUUGUCGUAGAGAAGUUUGCUAAACGUCUGGGUAUUACGAUGACAAGGGGGGAUGUGAAGGAGGGGUUCCUGGUAGAAAGUGAGGCGGUGGAGAGGAGGGGAGGGGAGAAAGAAGACGAGCCGCAGGAACAGAGAGUGAGAGCUCGCGGCAGGCCUUCCCGAAUAGUUCCCGCAGUAGGCCUUCGGAAGAAAGAGAGUCCUUUGUUGCGAAAUAAAAAUGUAUAGUUUGUGUGUUAUUUUUUGUUAAGCGAUUCCAUUUCUUAUGUGAUUUGAAUAGCAGCACACCUUAU